AAUUUUUAAUUGUCUUCCUGUCACGUGACUCAGGUAAAACAAGAACAAACUUAAACGUAAACAAACACACAGAGAAAGUUUUCUAACAGGGACCAGCCAUGCCUACAGCAACAUCUGAGGCACUGAGUGCCAGGGAGGCCAUUGACUUCCUGGCUGAUCAGCUGGAUGAACUCUACGAUGUCGGAGCUCGGCCAGCUGAUAUUGACCUGCUCAAGAACAUCUUUACAGAUAUGUCAUUGUUCCAUGUUAUUGAUAUCCAUGAGAACCUUGAGGUGAUGAUGCCACCUUGUAAAGACAAGGAUGCUGUGUCUGCUGCCAGAGAGCUGCUGGAGGCUUUAGCUGAGGCAGAGGAACCUGAAGAUGAUGUGGAGGAACUAAAAGAGAUAUUAUCCAAUCCACAUUUUAGAGCCUUGCUGGUAGCCCAUGAUGACGUCACCAACAAAAACUUUGAAGGGGACAUAGACAAGAGCCAGGAAGUCAUGAAAGGUCCUCAGUUGUUAUCUCCCCUGCCCCCUGUCUUCAACUCCACCCAGGAGCAGGUCCGUUAUGUCAACAUCCGCAAGUCACAGACGGAGCCACUGGGCAUUACAGUCAAACUGGAUGAGGCCAAUGACCUUACAGUUGCCAGAAUCUUGCAGGGCAGUCUUGUGGAUAAACAGGGGAUCCUCCAUGUUGGAGACAUUAUCCGAGAGGUCAACGGAUUCCCAGUGGGCACACCGGAGCAGAUGAUGGAUAUGAUCAUAGACUCCGACCCUGACAUCACCCUCAAGAUCAUCCCAUCCUUCAUCCAUCAAAACAAAACUGAACCGGUUUACAUGAAAGCCCACUUUAGCUGGGACCCAAUGAAAGACCGUCUUCUGCCAUGCAAGGAAGCUGGCCUGCCCUUCAAUGACGGUGACAUCCUGGAAAUUGUCGUCAGUGAUGACACUAACUGGUGGCAGGCCCGUCUUGCUGAAAUCAAUGGCCCAGUUGGUCUCAUCCCAUCCCAGGCCUUGGAGGAGAAGAGAAAAUCUUUUGUCAACCCUGACCUGGACUAUUCCAAAAGCAGUUUGUUUUGUGGUCUGACAAAGAAAAAGAAGAAAACAAUAAAAUACAGCUCUAAAGAUAACAAAGAAUACGACAAAGCUGAUGUGAUGAUUUAUGAGGAAGUGAGGAGGAUGGCACCGUUUGAACGUCCAUUCUUGGUGCUGGUUGGUGCCAAAGGUGUAGGUCGGAGGUCACUGAAAGAGAGACUUAUCAAAGACGACCCUCGUAGAUUUGGGACACCAAUUGCUCACACCUCCAGAGCGCCCAGGGAAAGAGAGGUGGACGGUCAGGGCUACUACUUCACUGACAGGGAAUCAAUGGAGCGUGACAUCCUGGACAACAAGUACGUGGAGCACGGCGAGUUCAACUUUAACCUUUACGGCACUCGGGUGGACUCGUGCUGGGAUGUGGUCAAGUCUGGUAAAAUGUGCGUGCUGGACGUCAGCCCCAAUGCUCUCAAGCUACUAAAGACCCAGGAGUUCAUGCCCUACAUAGUUUUUAUUGCGGCACCAAGUGUGGCCGCACUGAAGGUGAUGUACGAGGAGGGUAGGCAUAUGUCCAGGGGAGGAAAGGGCCAAGGUGGGAUGAAUGUGGUUGAAUUAAAAAGUGAGGAUGACUUCAUAAAGACAGUCAACGAGAGUGCUGACAUUGAGUUGAAGUUCAACAGCUACUUCGACGAGGUUAUAGUCAACGACAACUUCGAUGAGACCUACCGUCUGCUGCGUAAAUCAUUAAACGAGAUGACGUCCAAACAGCAGUGGGUGCCGGUCAACUGGGUGCAUUAAGACUUGAGGUUUUAGUUCCUUGUGAAACAUUUUGUUAUGUUAUGUAAAGAUAUUUAUAAAAAUUGAUUUUUGUAAGGGAAGCAACCCAGGUGUUUUUAGUAUCUCAAAAGUGAAUAUUUAUAUGAAGUAAUAUAUUCUUCAAAUAAUAUAGGGUUUACAAUAUUUACCAUAAAAUAGAUAUGAACUUGAGGUUAAGUUUAAUAAUUAACAGAGAUUAUCUUAUUGGACGUAAAAAUUAUGUAUAAAAACAUUACAUAGAAUGGUUUACACAUGUAGGCCUAUAUUUAACUUGUUUUUCAAAAACAAGAGUGACAAGCAAAUAGAAAAUACUAGCUAUGUGUGAAUGCAUCAAACUGCCAUUACACAUUCCUUUUCUGCCUAGAGUAUACUGAGACAUUGAUUGUUAUAACAAUUAUUAUUGUCAAUUAUUAUUGUCGUCAUUUUAGCCUAGUUAACUUGUACAUGUCUGUAAUCCAUGAUAAUAAACACUGAAUUAUUUUGAGCUGUUCUAGAAUAGAUCAUAUUUACCUUUUACUACAAAGUAUUUCAAAUUAUUAUCUAAUGCAGAUUUUGUUCUGCUUAUAUAUCUUUCUGUUCUAUAAGUUUUAGUUGGAGGUGUAGUGAAGUGACACGUAGCCUUGGUAGAUUUCUUCUUAUGAUUGUUGUUUUAUAAAUUUCUUUAUAUCCAAGAUGCCUUAACAAACUUGUGUAGACAUUCCAUUCAGUAAAACACUGUAUCUUUGUAUUUGUAUAUAAGGGAGACAAUUGUGUUUUGUACUACAAAGGGCCAUAACCUUCAUCUACAAGGUUCAAAUUUAUGUGUUAUUGUAAUGCAAUGGAUUUAUAUUGUUUAUCAUAUUCAUAAUUAUAUGGUCUAGGCAUAGAUUAAAUAAGGUAGUUGUGUCUUUUAGAAUUAAUAUAUCUACUACACAUGUUUGGUUAAGCUAGCAUGAUCACAUUCGAGGGUUAAUUAGCAAGUAUUAUGGAUUGUUUUGGUGAUGAUGGGUCCAUAAAACAAAUGUUUCAUUUUGUUUUUACCUAGACCUAUUCUAGAUGAAGAGGAUGGAACCCCCCCCCCCCCCCCUGAGCCAUGGAUAUGUAAGUUGGUGGAUGAAUUGAUACAUCAUCUUCUAGAGUUGAGUUUAUCAUCAUUGUGAACACCCCCCCCUCCAAAUCAAUCCCACCUUUGACUUCUCAAAGUUAUUAUUAGACACACACAUCUUCAUUCUUAAAAGAAUCUGGCUGUCAGCUGAUCUUGAACUCAAAUGUAAACAUUCCACCAUGUACCGUUAAUGUUGACUGAUGCCAUUGGGAACCCUGGAUAUUAUAUUUUUUUUUUAGACAGAAUUUUUUUUUAUGAUGCAUACAAUUGUUUCAUUCUUUGAAUGAUAUCUGCAUAUUGAAUAAAAAAUUCUCUCUCGUUAAACUAGAUAGUAAUUAAACUCUUACUUUUGCAGUUGUGGCCCAUAUUAAAAAUAACACUUGAAGCAGGAGUCCUGUACUUGUAUGUGUGUUAUAGGGCUGGUAAGUAGGUCACCAACCAUCUCUACGGUUCAAUAAAACCUACAUUAGCCAUAGAACUGGUUGGUGACCUACUUACCAGCCCUAUAUCUUUUAUCAUUGACUGAUGUUAGUCCAGAUAAGCAAUCUCUUAUACAACUCUUUAUUCCAUCGUAUUGGAUUUCCUAAUCCUCUUACAUCCUAUAUGUGUCAUUUGAUUGUCUAAAUGUUGAUAUUUUUGUAUAGGGUUUAAACAUGUAUUUAGUAUAGUUUUAGUGAUGACUAUGUGAUUAAAACAAAUAGAUAUUAAAAUAUUUGGGGAAAAAAAGCUGAUGUUUGAAAAAAAAAAGAAGGAGAACGUUUACACAGAAUUUUCUAGAUGAAAAAUUCAAGUAAAGAUGAAGAAAAACAAUUUUAGAGGCAGCUUUAUUUGAAAUGUUUUUUUCUGUAAUUUCUGAUCAUUAGAGCACCAACUAUCUGUACAAGCUAACACCUGGUCCCAACAAUUUUAGUGCCAGAUACAAAAGACAUGUUGCUUGUAACAUUUGUUUGAUGUUACAUUCUCAUACAAUUGUUCCAAACAAUUGUAUAAACUUUUGUUCCAUACACUUGAACUUUUGUUCCAUACAAUUAUAUAAGCUUUUGUUCCAUACAAUUGUAUGAGCUUUUGUUUCAUACAUUUGUAUGAGCUUUUGUUUCCUACAUUUGUAUAAAGCUUUGUUCCAUACAUUUGUAUGAAGUUGUUUCAUAUGUUUGUAUGAAACUGCAUUGUCAUACCUUUGUAUAUUGUUACACAUAUAACAUUGAUUUGAAAAUGAGAUUUUUAUCUUUAAAUUUUAUUUUGUAUAUAUUUUAACAAUUUUCAAUUUGUACUCAUCUUUUAUUCAUCACAUAUUAUUGACCUAACAACAUAGAUUAAUUGGUUUAAUUAGCAACACAAUAGAUAAUUAUGAAUUUGUUAUCAUGACUGUUUUUUUUUGUAUUGAUAUGGAUUUUUAUACUAUCAUGCAUCAAACAUCGGAUUAAAUUUUUUUUUUUUAAAUCUUCGUUAAGCCUCUUUAUUGUUUUAUUCUCGUUGAUUUAACACAUUUUUUCUGAAUGGUCUAACAUCUGUAAUAACAUCUGUAACUUACUUAUGUAUGAAUAGCCAAAUAUCUAUAGCUUUCUGUUAGCUAUUGUUAGCACUUUAAAUCUAUGUUCACUCAUAGUUUUUUGUUUUUUUAAUCUUUGUUGCCCAAACAAAACUCUCACAUUAAAUAUUAUUAUAUCAUUUAAUUAAAUAAUUAAUGCAUUUAUUUUUGUUGUCUAUGCAGUCCAUUUUGAUAAUAAAACAAAUACAUAAAUAUU
Molecule: messenger RNA, 4658 nt
Organism: Physella acuta
Lineage: Eukaryota; Metazoa; Mollusca; Gastropoda; Physidae
Product: protein PALS2-like
Molecular function (GO): protein binding
Source: RefSeq, a predicted model, not a curated record